Molecule: messenger RNA, 1071 nt
Organism: Colletotrichum lupini
Lineage: Eukaryota; Fungi; Ascomycota; Sordariomycetes; Glomerellales; Glomerellaceae
Product: 6-O-methylguanine DNA methyltransferase
Exons: 8
Coding region: 1-1071 (356 amino acids)
Biological process (GO): DNA repair
Molecular function (GO): catalytic activity
Source: RefSeq, a predicted model, not a curated record
AUGAUUCUUAUUGACCUUGGAGGAAGAGUAAGUGAUGCGCCUGCUACCUACCUUAAUCUGCGGAGCGCUUGCAGAGAGAGUGACUUCACGUCCAGCACAACACCAAACCAAUCUUCACCAAAUCCCCACCAACAGUCUUUCUCAACAAUGGCCCGCACAGAAGAGGCGGAAGCCUUCUUCCAUGCAGUCUACACCGCAGUGCAAGAAAUCCCCGUCGGCAAAGUCACAACCUACGGCCACAUCGCCAGACUCGUCGGAACCCGUGAGUCCUUCCUUCCCUCACUCCGCCCCUGCACUCUCCCCCUCUCUUCACCCGGAACCCCAUUCAUCAAAUUUCAUCCCUCUCACGAUUCAUGCACUAUACGCGACAUUUAUGUAGAAAACCUGUCAGACCCAGCAUCCCGCUUCAACAACGAAAACGUCCCAUGGCAGCGCGUCAUCAACGCCAAAGGAACCAUUUCGCCACGGUACAUCCACCUCACUGCCCACUCCUACAAACCCUCCCAGCCGUCAGGUGCUCGAAACCAAGCCGAAGCCCUACAAGCCGAGGAUGUCGAGGUCUCGCGGACGGCAAUGGGCGAGUUCACGGUCGACUUUAGUUCCUACGGCUGGUUUCCCGAUGUUCUCCCCUCUGAAGAAGAUCCGAAAGGUCACAAAGCGGACGGACCUGUCUUUUUAAUCGUCAAUGCAAAGGCGCGGCACGAGGCGCGACACCGGGCGCCAAAAACUAGAUUAGCCAAGGUGUCUAAUACCCCCUCGUCGUGUCUCUCAGGACCAUCUUUGAGUAAUCAGGCAGCCAAAGGCAGCCAGCCCGGCCUCGCAAACACCUCGAGAGACCGCCACCAAACGCAACCGGUCCGUCUCCAACCCAUCACCAUCCCAUCCGCCAUCAUCCUUCCUCGUGCCGUCAUUAUGAAGGGUUGGAUGGUGCAUAUCGUAUGGGCGAAGUCGCGUAGUGGUAUUGAAAAAGAGGAGUGGUCCAUCGUCAAUACCCUCCCAGCAGAAAAAGCACGUACGAGCCACCAGUAUGAGAAACUCCUGCCCAAUCUUUCUGGGUUUCGCCAUGCGUAA